This is a messenger RNA of Scleropages formosus (Asian bonytongue), 1935 nucleotides long. RefSeq names its product protein canopy homolog 3-like. The coding region runs from base 79 to 900 and encodes 273 amino acids. NCBI's taxonomy places the organism in Eukaryota, Metazoa, Chordata, Actinopteri, Osteoglossiformes, Osteoglossidae. The record is from RefSeq and is a predicted model, not a curated record. The transcript has 6 exons.
GCGGCCGGUGGACGUCGCGCGGAGCACUUGGAGCCGCUCGGCUGCUCGAGCCUCUUCCGUCGUCGCCGUUCCGUUGGCAUGAAGGUGGCGCUGGUUCUCGUCCCGGUCGCCCUGUGCCUGUUUUCCGAAGCCAAUAAAAAGGGCGACGGCGACGAAUGGGUUCAUUUGCCGAAUAAAUGCGAAGUGUGCAAAUUGCUGAGUAUUGAAAUGAAAUCAGCGUUUGACGAAACUGGGAAGACCAAGCAAGUCAUCGACAGGAACUACAGGUUCCUCGAUGGCAACGGUGCGGCGCCAAUCAAAUACGUCAAAUCGGAUAUUCGUUUCAUCGAGGUGAUCGAAAAUGUAUGUCAGAGGCUGCAGCGGUAUAAUUUGCACAAAGAGAGACCAGGGAGCAACCGCUUUGCAAAGGGUAUGUCCGAAACGUUCGCCACGCUCCACAACCUGGUCCACAAGGGGGUGAAGGUUGUGAUGGACAUUCCUUACGAGCUCUGGAAUGAGACGUCUGCUGAGGUGGCUGACCUGAAAAAGCAGUGUGAUGUCAUGGUGGAACAGUAUGAAGAUGUCAUUGAAGAGUGGUACAAAGGUCAACAGGAGGAGGAUCUCACCACAUACCUGUGCGAGAAGCAUGUCCUUAAGGGCCAGGACACAGCUUGCUUGAAUGAGGAAUGGCAUGGAAGAAAACUAAUUCCUGAAGACAAAAAGAAGAAGAAGAGCAGUAAAAAGAGUAAGGAGGGAGCUAGUGGUGGUCAAACAGGUACAACUAAGCAAAAGCAGAAGAAAAAGAAAAGCAGGAACAGCCAGCCAAAAGAAGAUGCAGAGGGGAAGGAGAGUGAAGAUGGCCUACCGUUAGGAGGAGAUCUUAAGGCAGCUACCGUGCCCAAGGAGAAGGCUGAGCUCUGAGUAUGUGGAAGGAGCCUGGCAGCAGCACACAGGAGCACCAGCACUUCUUUGCAUAGCUGUCAUCUGCCCUUCAACCAACAUCUGUCCCUUUCCAUAUUUAGCCUUUUUUCUCAUUUCUUCUCAGUCUCCCUUGUUUCUCACUGCCCACCACAUAUCUCUUAAGCAGCUCCAUAUUUUACUCGUCCUUCCACUUUUACUGCCAUCUGCUUUGCUCUGUCAAACCAUAACUUUCACUUUUCUUCAGCAAACACUGAACACUAGAAGCACAUAAAGUUCCCUACCAGGAUGCUCUUGUUAAAGCAACAUGGCACAAGCCUGAUUCUACUUAUUUUUUCACGUGUGAUUAACAACCUAAAAGAAUGUCAUUUUGUCGGGUGAAAAAAUUCCUGUGUAUCUGCCAAACCAAUUCACAUUAGUGCAAAUGAUGUGUCUCUCUGAGGGUUUCUUUCUGUUUUGGAUACUCAGUCUGUACUGUGUGAAUUGAACUAUUUAGCCUAAUAAAACCACAUGUUGCACUGUUAGCAGUUGGAUGAAUUUACCUACUAAUAAUAGUUUAUUUUCCAGAAAAAACAUGACCAAAAAGCCUCAGUGGGUCCCAUUUGACUUGUAUUUUCAUAUUUUUAAAUAACUUUUUCUUAAAUGUCUGAAUAUUAUACUGGUUGGUUGAAACUUUUGUGACUUUAUCAUGUGCUAUGAUCAUUAUUUGGUAGGCCAUAUUUCAUGUUAAGUGCUUUGAGUGCGCAGAUGGUCUUGAAUAAGUAAUUCUUUACGUAACCAUUUGAACAUGUACUGUAAGUGAUUAUCAGUUUAGUAAUGCUGUUAUUUUACAGAAGCCUGAAAACUGGAUCAGUUUGUGUUAUUGAAACUGUAGAAUUUUGAAAUUGCUGCAGUUGAAUGGAUUUUUAAUUUCAGGAUGGGCUCGCAACUGUCAUGAACAUGACAGGGACAAUUGGUUUGCAAAAGUGUGAUUUUGACACCAUUUAUUCAUUUAGCUGACUCUUUUCUCCAAAGGAACUUACAAUGUUAAGGAUACAA